AGGAACGUCCAGAGGAACGUCCACAGGAACGUCCAGAAGAGCUUGAUCUCAAACACGUCUUACCAAGGUCCAGACAAUGAUCCAGAGUGUGGGGAGGAAUCUGCAGCGCGCUGUUACUGCAGUGGCCACAGUGUUACUGCUCUACAGUAAAACAGCAGAACCUGCAGCAGAACCCAACACGACACACAGCGUGGAGCUGCUCACACACGGUGAGGAGCCGCAGGCUUUGGCCAUGCAGCGUCCGUGUGGUUCUGAACACAACUCUUACUGUAUACACGGUACAUGUUCUUAUGCACCGGACCUGAAUGAACCCUCCUGCGUGUGUGCCCCGACGUUCUCAGGUCCGCGCUGUGAGCACGUUCUGUUUGUAAUUUUGAGCCCCACACAGCCUGAGGAGAUCAUCGGUAUCACGUGUGGAGUUCUGCUGCUGCUGGGCUGCAUUGCUGUGAUCUCCUACAUUUGCUACAAGAAAAGGUGCUGGAAAUCGUCUCCACCGUAUAAGAAUUACGGCCAGGAAAACUCCGUCUAGGCUGAUUUGGAUAGUGCUGGACAUGGUGACCCAGACCUGGACUUAGUCCUUCAGAAACCAUACAGCGCCCCCUGGCUGACAAUAAAGACCACCGAGAGAAACUGCACUUCACACGUAGUUAUUUCAGAAGGAUUUAAACUGCAUUAUUGAUCAUGUGAUCGCGGGUCACUAACCUAACAGUUAAUGUAGUCGUUCUAUCAGACUGAUGUAAAAGUAAAAUCUGGCAAUAAUUUCUGAUUUAGUUUUCAAUUUUCAUCUGAUUAUGAUAUAAAGACACAAUAUAAAAACACAGAAGUGCAGAAACAGACAGUUUAUUAAAGAAUCAUCUAGAGAAAUAAUCACAACCACUCCUCAACUCCAGCUUCUACCAUCUGAGUACUGAAUGUAACAUUUGUGCACACAAGUAUUUAUUGAUUUGUCACUAUUCAUAAUAAGUUAUGAUGUAUUUGUAUCAGAUUAUUAUUUAUUAAUUUCAUGUCAAUAAAAAAAAUCCCAUUUUAA
Pygocentrus nattereri (red-bellied piranha) is the source of this 1030-nucleotide messenger RNA. It is a transcript of the gene epgn, whose product is annotated as epithelial mitogen homolog (mouse). The record is from RefSeq and is a predicted model, not a curated record. The transcript is spliced from 5 exons. NCBI's taxonomy places the organism in Eukaryota, Metazoa, Chordata, Actinopteri, Characiformes, Serrasalmidae. Gene Ontology annotation, biological process: positive regulation of mitotic nuclear division; positive regulation of cell population proliferation; epidermal growth factor receptor signaling pathway. Bases 77 to 529 code for a protein of 150 amino acids.